AUGGCGAAGGGUUCCGCCUCAUCGCCGACUGCGACCCCACCCCAAGCAGCUCUGAAGCGGACGACCUCGAGCACGCAGAAUAUGAAGAACCAAAAGUCAAUCCUGGGAUUCUUCCAGAAAUCCUCACCUGCAGCUCCGUCGAAUGACAAGCCCCGCGAACCCGCGUCGUCCCCAGCCCAGAGAGCCGGCGAGCAACGAGGAGUCAGUGCUGUGAAACCUACCCCGAAGAGGAAUUUCUCCAGCUUUGCUCAGGACUUGACUCCUGUGCCGAGUAGUGAUCUUCCCAUCCCAGAGGAGGAUGAGGAAAACGGAGACAAGGUAAAAUCAGGACGCGACGAAAUCCAGGACACCGCGAUGUCUCCUUCGCGCCGAGCCAAGAAAAAGCAAGUCAGUUACAAGGAGUCUGACUCGGAGGGUGAGGAUGAUGACGAUGUCAUCUUCCGCCCGAGUCGCAAAAACAAUGCCAAUGGACGCGCCGCCAAGCGUAGGAAGACCUCUCCUGACAGCGAGGAUGAGUUCCAAGAAGCGGGGGAGGCCGCAUACUCGGAUGAUGAAAUGGACGACUUUGUUGUUGCCGAUGAUUCUGAUGACGAAGUCGCUGCACCAAAGAAACGCAAGCGACCGGCUACCACACCUUCGCGAAAGAACUCAAAUCGCGCCGCUUCUGUAACCCCACCCCCUCCUACCGACGAAGACCUCGAUUUGGAUAUCCCCGAGGGCUCAGCUGGGACUGCUCUUAAGUGGAAGUUUGACCCGGAAAGCACUAAACCUCGCAAGGAGCGUGUGGUACAAGCCACGAGAAAGACACCAGCUAGCGCAAAGAAGGAGAAGGCCCACACCAGAGAGCCCGAAGAGCGAUACCCCUGGCUUGCAAACAUCAAGGAUAUUGACGGGAAUCCCCCGGGCCAUCCUGACCAUGACCCACGCACCAUCUACAUUCCGCCUUUGGCCUGGUCCAAGUUCUCACCUUUCGAGAAGCAAUAUUGGGAGAUCAAGCAGAAAUUCUGGGAUACGGUGGUUUUCUUCAAGAAGGGCAAGUUUUAUGAGCUCUACGAGAACGAUGCCACCAUCGGCCACCAGCUGUUCGACCUCAAACUCACUGACAGAGUGAAUAUGCGCAUGGUUGGUGUUCCAGAAAUGAGUCUGCCUCAUUGGGCAAAUCAAUUUGUUGCCAAGGGCUUCAAGAUUGCUCGCGUUGACCAAUCCGAGUCCGCUCUUGGCAAGGAAAUGCGCGAGCGAGACGCUAAAAAAGGUGGAAAGGAGGACAAGAUUAUCAAGCGUGAACUCGCGUGCGUCCUUACUGCUGGUACUCUUGUUGAGGGUUCAAUGCUGCAGGAUGAUAUGUCGACGUACUGUGUUGCUAUUAAGGAAGCCAUUGAGGAUGACCGCCCCGCAUUCGGUCUCGCCUUUGUUGAUACGGCCACGGGCCAAUUUUUCGUUUCAGAGUUUGUGGACGAUGCGGAUAUGACAAAGUUUGAGACAUUUGUCGCUCAAACUCGCCCCCAGGAGAUGCUGCUCGAGAAGGGAUGUGUCUCGCAAAAGGUCAUGCGUAUUCUCAAGAACAACACUGGGCCUACAACUAUCUGGAACUAUCUCAAGCCGGGCAAGGAAUUCUGGGAAGCAGACAUCACUGUGAAGGAACUUGAUGCCAGUGAAUAUUUCGUCUCUGCGGAUGAUGAUAAUGUCAAGGCCUGGCCUGAGGUCCUUCGUCAGGCACGGGAUAAAGAGUUGCUUAUGUCUGCCUUUGGCGCUCUGACACAAUACCUGCGUGUUCUGAAGAUCGAGCGAGACCUAAUUACCAUCGGCAACUUUACGUGGUACGACCCUAUCAAGAAGGCUUCUAGCCUGGUUUUGGACGGCCAGACCCUGAUCAACAUGGAAAUCUUUGCAAACUCUUUCGAUGGUGGUCAAGAUGGUACCCUGUUCCAACUGUUGAACCGGUGUAUUACGCCGUUCGGAAAGCGAACCUUCAAGCAAUGGGUCUGCCACCCAUUGAUGGACGCUAAGCGCAUCAAUGCUAGGCUUGACGCCGUUGAUGCCUUGAAUGCUGACCCUGGCACUCGCGAUCAGUUCUCUUCACAGUUGACCAAGAUGCCCGACCUGGAACGACUUAUCUCACGAGUUCAUGCAGGAGUCUGCAAGGCUCAGGACUUUGUUCGUGUCCUUGAAGGAUUUGAACAGAUCGAAUACACCAUGGGCCUUCUCAAUGAUAGUGGUGCUGGCGACGGUGUCAUUGGACAACUUAUUGAGGGGAUGCCCGAUCUGACCCCGCUGCUCUCAUACUGGAAGACUGCAUUCGAUCGGUCCAAGGCGAAGGAGAAUGGAAUCUUGGUUCCAGAGACCGGCGUUGAGGCCGAUUUUGACAACUCCCAGGAUACUAUUGAACAGCUGCACAAGGAACUCGACAGCGUUCUGAAAAAGGCGCGCCGAGACCUAGGCUCGACUGCGAUCUGCUACCGUGACAACGGAAAGGAGAUUUACCAGCUCGAGGUCCCCGUCAAGGUCAAGAAUAUCCCAAAGAACUGGGAUCAGAUGUCCGCCACGAAGCAGGUGAAGCGCUACUACUUCCCCGAACUGCGCAGUCUGAUCCGCAAACUGCAAGAAGCCCAGGAGACCCACGGCCAAAUCGUGAAGGAAGUUGCCGGUAGAUUCCAUGCCAGAUUCGAUGAGCAUUAUGGUACAUGGCUUGCUGCCGUUCGGAUUGUCUCCCAGCUGGAUUGCUUGAUUAGUCUGGCCAAGGCAUCUGCUUCGCUGGGCCAGCCUAGCUGCCGCCCUGUCUUCGUGGAUGAUGAGCGGAGUGUUCUCGAGUUUGAAGAACUGCGGCAUCCCUGUCUUCUUUCGUCCGUGGAGGACUUUAUUCCCAACGAUGUCCAGCUCGGUGGCAAGAAUGCAAACAUCGAUUUGCUCACAGGUGCUAACGCCGCUGGUAAAUCUACCCUUCUUCGCAUGACCUGUGUCGCGGUAAUUAUGGCCCAAAUUGGCUGCUAUCUCCCUUGCAAGUCUGCCCGCCUGACCCCAGUCGACCGCAUUAUGUCCCGUUUGGGAGCAAAUGACAACAUUUUCGCCGCGCAAUCAACCUUCUUCGUUGAACUGUCCGAGACGAAGAAGAUCCUGUCCGAAGCUACCCCCCGUUCGCUCGUGAUUCUGGAUGAACUGGGCCGUGGAACUAGCUCGUACGAUGGUGUCGCCGUCGCGCAGGCCGUUUUGCACCAUAUUGCUACACACAUUGGUGCUAUGGGUUUCUUCGCUACACACUACCAUUCUCUGGCCGCAGAAUUCGAGCAUCACCCCGAGAUCGCCCCCAAACGUAUGGCGAUUCAUGUCGACGAUGCCGAGCGCCGUGUCACCUUCCUCUAUAAACUGGAGAGUGGCGUCGCAGAGGGCAGUUUCGGUAUGCACUGUGCAUCUAUGUGUGGCAUCUCGAACAAGGUCAUUGAACGCGCAGAGGUUGCCGCUCAACAGUGGGAGCACACUAGUCGACUCAAGGAGAGCCUUGAGCGUCGCAAGGGUGGCAGCUUUAUUGGACUGGGUUGGUGGAGUGAUGUCGCCUGGGCACUGCGUGAGGCGACUGCGGAAGAUGAUGAGGAAGGCGGUGCUGUCACUGACCUGGGACUGGAGGUCUUGCGCAAGGCCAUUGAAGCUCUGUAG
Molecule: messenger RNA, 3648 nt
Organism: Penicillium cataractarum
Lineage: Eukaryota; Fungi; Ascomycota; Eurotiomycetes; Eurotiales; Aspergillaceae
Product: mismatch repair ATPase MSH6
Exons: 5
Coding region: 1-3648 (1215 amino acids)
Biological process (GO): mismatch repair
Cellular component (GO): nucleus; MutSalpha complex
Molecular function (GO): ATP binding; mismatched DNA binding; ATP-dependent DNA damage sensor activity
Source: RefSeq, a predicted model, not a curated record